Melampsora larici-populina 98AG31 is the source of this 1437-nucleotide messenger RNA. RefSeq lists its product as uncharacterized. Lineage: Eukaryota; Fungi; Basidiomycota; Pucciniomycetes; Pucciniales; Melampsoraceae. The coding region runs from base 1 to 1437 and encodes 478 amino acids. The record is from RefSeq and is a predicted model, not a curated record. The transcript is spliced from 4 exons.
AUGUUUGGUAUCUUUGACAUGGCCAAGAAAGCACCGAGCAGAGGGAGCAAAAUCUACAAGCUUAUCUCAAAACACCUUUUGCAAAGCAAACUACCUCAGGAUGAGGAUGGGAUCUUAGAUGUGAUCAAUGAUUUCAAAGAUCUAUGUCAGAACACUGCAGUCUAUGGAUGGGUGACAAAAUAUUGUGAAGGAAUCUUUCGACAUAUACUAAAUCAUUCAUCCCAUACGGCAAAAGUUUCCAAAACCCUCUUUCAAGAUUAUGGGUUCUUCCGGAAAAUUUCUUUUGCCUUUGCAAAGCUGGACAUGAUUGACUAUAUAAAUCAACAACCCAAUUUUCCAGCCAAGGAGAAGCACCUGAAGAACAUUGAGAGUUGGAAAGAGGAAGCAACCUCAAAAUCAUUUUCUCCAGGAGGUACACAUCUUUUGGAAAGUUUUUACAAAAACAUGGAUUCUAGACCAGAAGAUUAUCUUGAUCAUCAUAAGUUCAUAGCUGCAUUUUUCCUUGUCUUCCCUACCAAGGAGAAUCAUCUUAAAGAAUCUAUUGAAAGGGGAUACAGUUACCACCACCAAGAAGUUGAAAAAUUGAUGGGCAUUUGGUCUAGAGUGUACCCAGAUGGUGUUGUACCAGAUGCUACAUUUGGUGAAUAUAAAUGGAUGCUCUUGGUAAAAAAUCCUGCAUGGCUUGAGAGAGUUAUGCUCCACCAGAUAGCAACCCAGCUGAAGAUUGCAAUGGGACCAUGUAUUAUGGACCUAGUCAAUGUGCUUGCAACUGGGCCAUGGUCAAGCAACUACAUAGGUUUUUCAGCUUCUGUGCAAUAUAAGAAAGUCAUUGAUAAUCUACAAGUGGCUGAUGCUGGUAUUGUAGCUGAUGUGGUUUAUGAACUGAGUCUGAAAUUGGUGUACCACUUGAUAAGGUUCAAAAGUGGAUGUGACAAUGGAUUUUCAGGAAUUUCAAAUCCUUCGAAAGAGAUCAGAACAAUCAUCUACAAUGCCAUAGAAACUUUCACAAAGAUGAGGAAAGCUCAUCCCCCUGUCAAAGGAAAUUUACCUGCUUCAACUCCAGGAUUUGAUCACUUUUUAUACACAGUCAGUGAUAUUUUGGACAGUGGUAAACUUGAUCAUACACAGGAAAAAAUGAUGAUCAAACAGGUGACAGAGCAAUUAAAAUUUAAACCACAAGAUUUUCAUUUGAUUAUUAGUGGGCAACCUUUUAAGUUUGAAUUCAGUGAACCUUUAGAAGCUGAUGUGAGUAACCAGAAAGAUGCAACAUCGGUACUUGAUAUUGAUCAAAAGGGAUCAGGGCCAGACCACACGCAGUAUAUCCUUAAGACACCUCAAAGACCAUCAGGAUCCAAGAUAGCUAAUCUUGCCAAAUAUUUCAUAUGGAAAUAUAUUCCUCCUUAUUCAGCUGGGUUUGAAUCAGUCAAGACAUUAUGA